AAAUUUUCAUAACUCCACAGACAGCGUUUCCUUCACAAGUGCAUCGUAGAGCAACGACAAUCGGACGUAUUUAUUUUAAGCCAUAUUUCAUUUUCGCUGUGAAGGAUUACAAACAAAUAAAUCACACCAGGAGUGACGGCGGACGAGGAGAGAUCCUCUCAGACAUGAUGGAGAUUGAACUGCCUAAAAUACACCCAAGCCAACAGGAUAUGGAGCUGAUAGAUAUCCUGUGGAGGCAGGACGUGGACCUGGGUGCGGGGAGGGAAGUGUUUGAUUUCAGCUACAGACAGAAGGAGGUGGAGUUGCGUCGCCAGCGUGAGCAGGAGGAGGAGAAGCGGCAGCAGCAUUUGCGGGAGCAGGAGAAAGCUUUACUCGCACAACUCCAGCUGGACGAGGAGACCGGAGAGUUUGUGCCUCGAAGCCUUCCGGCCAGCGGCGCGCUGACGCAGACCAACACAACAAAUGGAGAAAUCGCACAGAAUGGGGCUUUCGCAGCACAAGAAGGUGAUGCCCUGUCAUUCGAUGAAUGCAUGCAGCUCCUGGCUGAGACUUUUCCACUAGAUGAGCCAGCUGAGUCAGCUCCACCUUGCCUGGAUGUUUCCGUUCCACCUACCACAGAUCUUAUGAUGCCCGCAGACAUCCCAGCCUUCGCCCAGAAUCCUUUGCAGCCAGGCUCUCUGGAUCAAGCCUGGAUGGAGUUGCUCUCACUCCCAGAGUUGCAGCAGUGCCUCAACAUGCAGAUGCAGGAGACAUUGAAUAUGGAUGGAUUUAUGAAACCUUCCGGAGAAGCACAGAACCCAAGCUACAGUCAAUAUCUGCCUGGGAUGGACCAUCUCUCGUCCGUCCAGACAGAGGUGUGUCCUCCUGAAUACAUCAACACCUAUGACGGAUCCUUCAACAAUAUGGUGUCGCCCAACCUCAGCCAGAUGAGUCUGAACGUCCCAGAUGUGGGAGCCGAGUUCAGACCUGAAGAAUUUAAUGAGCUGUUUUAUCCUGAGAUGGAGGCAAAAGUGAACAGUGGCCCUCUCACAUCCGACGGAGGAAAUAUGGUCAGCCAACUGGCCGAGACUGCCAGCGAUUCUCCUGUAAACCCCAUGGAUCUGCAAAGCUUCUCACCUGGAAACUUCAGCUCAGGAAAACCAGAACCCAUUGUGGAAUUCCCAGAUUCUGAUUCUGGCUUGUCGCUAGACUCCAGUCCUCACAUGAGCUCUCCGGGGAAGUCCUUGAACGGAGAUGGAUCAUUCGGUUUUAGCGACUCUGACUCGGAAGAGAUGGACGGUAGUCCGGGAGGCACGGAGUCCGAUUAUACCGAGAUAUUCCCGCUGGUUUACCUUAAUGACGGAGCUCAGACAUCUCUCUCAGAUAAAUCCUCCGCAGAGCAGCAGGAGAUGAAAGGAAAGAACCCAAAGACAGAGCCGGUGGAAGCCAGUGGCUACUCCAAACCUCCCUUCACCAAAGACAAGCAGAAGAAACGCUCCGAGGCCCGGCUCUCCCGUGAUGAACAGAGAGCAAAAGCCUUGCAGAUCCCGUUUACCGUGGACAUGAUCAUCAAUCUGCCUGUGGAUGACUUCAACGAGAUGAUGUCCAAACACCAGCUCAACGAGGCCCAGCUCGCCCUCGUCAGAGACAUCCGCCGUCGGGGCAAGAACAAGGUCGCUGCGCAGAACUGCCGCAAGCGGAAGCUGGAGAACAUCGUGGGCCUGGAGUACGAGCUGGACUCGCUGAAGGAGGAGAAGGAGCGACUGAAGAAGGAGAAGAGCGAACGUAGCACCAGUCUGAGAGAGAUGAAACAGCAGUUGAGUACCCUGUACCAAGAAGUCUUCGGUAUGCUUCGAGACGAGCAGGGCAAGCCCUUCUCACCCAACGAAUACUCCCUUCAGCACACUGCGGACGGCACCGUUUUCCUCGUUCCUCGCCUUAAAAAGACUCUCGUUAAGAAUAACUAGCUCUGUUCCUUCUUCUCUCCUUCCACACUUGCUUCUGUUUUUUGGUACUGCUUUUCUCUUGCUAACACAGUGUCCUAACCAGGCACGACGCAAUAAAGCGACAAAGGCUCUGCCUCGUCAGUGUCCUAACCAUCCACAGGACAGUUUGUCUGUCAAAUGACUUCUAUUUGUGCAGCAUUGUGGAGGGUAGCUCCGCCCACAAUGAAAUCUCAUUGGUCCAAAUUGUUUGCCGCACAUUAAACAUCAACUAUGUUCUGAUUUGGUUCAGUUAUGUUGCAUGUAGGGUCAAGAACAUCGUCACUUAUUACGCAACUGGUUAGGACACGGUGUAAGUUUUACGCAAAAGAAACAAUUAAAUAGGAGCGUAUUUUGCUUAUACAUCAACUGUUGAAAUGGCAGAACUAUUAUAUACGUUUUGCGUAUUCUACUUUCCUAAUAUUCAUAAUCUCUGUUGGAUUUUGUACUCCUUUAUAUUUUCUCUGAGAUUCUUUGACCUAUAUGGUUUGUAAAUACAUUUAUACUUUAUUUGCUAUUGAGAUAGGAACAAAUGUACUGUAUAUAAAUAGAUCACCUUUUAGUAUGCUAAAAAUGGUUGUGAUCAUUUUAAGUCUGCACUUAUGUCAGUUUUUAUAUCUUAAUUUACUAUUCUAUUGCUAUUUUAUCUCUUGACUUUAUGGCUUUAUAUUAAAUAAAUAUUUAAACCAGUGAAGUCUGACGCAGUUUUGAAAGGAAGUUGGUUUGUGAUGACACAGUUGGUUUGAUGACGGAGUAAGGUCAGCAAAUGGAAGGAAAGAGGAAGUGCGCAUUAGGAAUAAGGUUGCAGAGUCAAAAUCGCUCAAGUAAAACUUUCACUACAUAUAAAUUAUCAAAAGAGGUGGCCUAUAUAUUUUUAGAGAAUGAUGGCACAACAUGUCUGCUACAAAAGUAAUGCUAUUCAAAAUGAAGACAAAAGUAUUGUGACACUGGAUUACUUGGAUCAUGAAGAUAUGAUGAUGUAAAGGUGGGAAAUGUUUGUGAAUACCACUUGGUUUUAUCAGAUGCAGACAUUAAUCCAGUUUAAGUGUAGCUUAAGAGUCCAAAUACUUUUUGAGGCCGCUGUUUAUCAUUCGCCAUGGCAUCAUAAUCCAUCAGAAGGUUGUUCAUUACACUAUAAACCCCAAAGCUCAAAAUACUUAAUUGGUUUGAGAAGGAUAAACUUGAGCAAAUUUGUUCAGUUAAAUGAACUGUUAUGAGUAUUUAGCACUCCUUUUCUUUUGAGUUCACAGCACUGAUUUAUUUCAAGUAAACUGAACUGUUUCAUUGUUUUGAGUUGUUUGAACUCAUUUCUUUUAAAUUUAGACUAGCUCAAGUUUAACUGAAACUUGGACCAAAGACAUUUUUUAUUUCCCAGCCAGCUUUGCCCAUGGCACUCGAAAGGGAGAACAAAUGAUAAAAUCAAGUGUUAUGUUUUUGUUUUUUUGGUGUGAGAUUUAGUAAUGAUUAAAGUUUUACAAUAAAUUACAUGUUUUAA
Messenger RNA from Megalobrama amblycephala (Wuchang bream), 3456 nucleotides. RefSeq names its product nfe2 like bZIP transcription factor 2a (gene nfe2l2a). Lineage: Eukaryota; Metazoa; Chordata; Actinopteri; Cypriniformes; Xenocyprididae. Gene Ontology annotation, molecular function: DNA-binding transcription factor activity, RNA polymerase II-specific; RNA polymerase II cis-regulatory region sequence-specific DNA binding. Gene Ontology annotation, cellular component: nucleus. The transcript has 5 exons. Gene Ontology annotation, biological process: regulation of transcription by RNA polymerase II; cellular response to oxidative stress. The record is from RefSeq and is a predicted model, not a curated record. The coding region runs from base 165 to 1946 and encodes 593 amino acids.